Messenger RNA from Penicillium cinerascens, 2559 nucleotides. RefSeq lists its product as uncharacterized. Bases 1 to 2559 code for a protein of 852 amino acids. Gene Ontology annotation, biological process: regulation of transcription by RNA polymerase II; DNA-templated transcription. The transcript is spliced from 6 exons. Gene Ontology annotation, molecular function: DNA-binding transcription factor activity, RNA polymerase II-specific; zinc ion binding; RNA polymerase II cis-regulatory region sequence-specific DNA binding. Gene Ontology annotation, cellular component: chromatin. The record is from RefSeq and is a predicted model, not a curated record. NCBI's taxonomy places the organism in Eukaryota, Fungi, Ascomycota, Eurotiomycetes, Eurotiales, Aspergillaceae.
AUGGUCCUUCGAAAGUGUACCAUCUGUGAUCGCAAGUUCAAGAAGACGGAGCAUUUCAAGCGCCACGAGCGGUCUCACACCAAAGAGCGUCCGUACGAAUGCAAUGUCUGUCAUAAGCGCUUUUCAAGGAGUGAUGUCCUGAGCCGACAUGCCAAAGGCCACAAUCAAAGCGCCGGCGCGACUACAGCAGCUAGAAAUGAUUCGAUUGCAGGGCAAGCUCAAAGUCGACGCCCUUCUGCCGUAGCCGGCGCGCCGCCGAUGGUGGCCGGCCCCGAAAAUGGGAUACAGCUUCAGUCCACUAUUCCAGAUCCGCAUCAAAUUUCUAGUCUUCCAACACCGCGCGAUAUGACGCUCUCGGCGACCGGAAUUCCUCCCUCGAGUUUGGAUUUCCUUGCCGAUAUCUCUGCGCAUCAUGGCCGCACCGAACCAGAUAUCAAUUCGAUGCUCAUAGACGAACAGCAGCACUAUUUCGGCUGGAAUGAACCGACUCCCACCGAGCAAAAUGCGCAACGAAAUAGCAUGGGUUUUGAAAAUGUUCCAAAUGAUAUGCUGCAGUUAUGGCUCGAGCCUCGCACAGACACGGGAUCUAAUCACGGCUCGCUCGAUUUGAUGCGAGAUACCCAUUUCCCGCUAAUGAGUGAAAGUAAUAUGGUGGUUACACCGGAUCAACAAAAUCGGCAUUCUGUUGAUGGCAAAUCUGGCGGUGAUAACAUUCCCAUUGAACGGUUUACCAAAGUCCAGCGGUACUGGCUGGCUCCGCCAAAUCAUACGGGCCGUCUUAUGAACAGCUUGUGGCGGGACAUCGUCUACGCCGACGUUGACAACAUUUUCUCUCUCCGUUUUCUGCAUACCCCGAGCGAUAGCGGUCUUCUCCAAGGGUCGCGAUGUGGUGUGGAUGAAGACUGUAGACGACGUCUUCAAGCAGCGUUUGGGCAGACAUUCGCGUAUCCGCAAAUGCAAUCACCGAGAAAUGAUGACGCCUCUCCUGCCACCACUGGCUCGACUUCGGCUCCUUUUCCAAACUUUCCUCCCGCAGAGAUCUUAGAUAUGGCGCUUGAUCUUUACUUCCGGACUUUCCACCCUCUCGUCCCAUUCGUCCACCUUCCGACCUUCUCCGCAAAGAAGACUCGUCUACCACUCCUCUAUGUGAUGUCUCUAAUUGGCAUGAUGCUGCUGGGGACCAAGGGCACUGCAACCUUUGUCUCAAGGAAUUUUACGUACGUUCUAGAGAAAGUUACAGCUGAUCUGGCAAGAUGUACUAUGGGGGUUGAAACACCCGCAAGUGCCAUGUCAAUAUUUGCUACGGCUUUCUUGUUUCUGAAUCUAGCUGUGCUGACAGGGGAGAAAGCCCAUUUGGAACAGUGUCAGAUGCUAUACGUCAACCUCAUGUCGAUCACUCAACGACAUGGGCUAUUUGCAGCGACUGAAGGCCAAAUCCUUGAUAUGAGUCUAUUCGAGGCAGUACCCGACAUCGACAUGAGGUGGAAGGCAUGGAGCAAAGUUGAAUCUACAAAAAGAGUCAUCAUCGGCCUCCUCCUUGUGGACUCAUGGUACUCGUCUCUUCUUUCAACAAGCCCGAUCAUUGUCCCAGAGUCGGUCCAAAUUAUUAUGCCCUGCAGUGAAGCACUCUUCCGCGCCCAUUCACCCAUGCGAUGGACACAGCUUAUCCGCAGUGGCAAACGGAUUUUGAUGCCAACGGUGCUGGCACCGUCCGAAAACAUUAACAUCCCCACCCUUGAAGGGCCUAUGGAUGAAUUCUGCAUCCAAGCCGUACUGGCAAUGAUUCAACUUCGUCAGUCGGAGGCCUACCACCGCCUCCUCUCAAAUCGUGCCGGUUAUCCCUUCGCACCCUGCCAUACAUAUGCAAUGGAUGGCCGCGCCAGAUGUCUCCCAUCACUCCAAUCCCAGGUCGCGAGCAACUACGGCGAAACAAUGGACCGGCUCAACCCUAACACCCUCAUCAUGUGGCACCACAUGUGUAUGAUGCUUACAGCCGAUAUCCAGAUCUUCGACUUCGCCGCCGGGCGCGCCGGGCCAGCUCCAGCUCGCAAAGCACUCGACGACAUCACCGAAUGGUCGCAGACACCCGCAGCCCGGCGGGCCUGUCUCCAUGCAGCGCACAUCUACAAAGCCAUGACCAAUCGCAAAGCCUCCGAUCACCCCACAUUCCACUCCGUCUUCUCACUCUUCUCUGCAGCCCUUGUACUGGGCCUUUAUACAUUUAUGGUGCCCAACUCCGCCGGCACGCCUUCCAGCGUGGGGUCGAUCGAGCUCCUGGAUGAGAUCGAUUGGCAGCAGGUUGGCACCGAGGGCUUUACAAGCUUUAUGGAGCCAAGGGGUAGCCAGACAUUUUCGCCUACUGAUGACCCGGCUGCGAACUUCAUUCGCAAUGGCGCUACUAUCUACCUCCGCGGUGUGCCUUUCCAGGGUGGUUACCAAUCCGCGAGAAGGAUCCUACUGGACUAUGCGAACUUGCUCAAGGAUUCUGGGAAGUGGAGUGUCAAAAAGUUCUCCUAUGUGCUACAUAUUAUGAGUGAUGUGCUGAUGGACGUGGAAUAA